Messenger RNA from Oryctolagus cuniculus (rabbit), 979 nucleotides. NCBI's taxonomy places the organism in Eukaryota, Metazoa, Chordata, Mammalia, Lagomorpha, Leporidae. The record is from RefSeq and is a predicted model, not a curated record.
GGUCACAGUUACAGGACACAGAAGGCGGCAGCAGUGUCUGAAUCAGCCUGCCGCUGGAAGGCAGCGUGUGCACGUGCACGAACGCAGUGCUUGCUGAGCUGCAUACGUAUACUCACAAGUGUGAGAGCGCCGUGCUGGGACAGCAUCAGCCCCAGGAACUCUAGGUGGGCAGAGCUUAAAGUCAAAGCUCCCAGGUACAUAGGCCUCUCCUCCAUGCUGUGCUGGAUCCUGAACAUGUUCAUAAACACCAUUAUCCCCAUCUAUGUGACUAGUAAGUGGAUCAACACAAGCAUCACAAAGAGAAAAGACUAUGGGUACUGUAACGCUGUCUUCCAAGACACCUUCACAGGCUCGCUCUUCUUGGCACUACUAUUGUUGCCUGAUGCUGUGUCCUUGGGGCUCAUGCUCCUGGCCAGCAGCUCCAUGGUGUUCAUCCUGCACAGACACAAGCAGCAGGUGCAGCACAUUCAUGGUCCCAGGAAUGCUUCCCCCAGGACUUCCCCUGAAUCCAGAGCUACUCGGAGCAUCCUUGCUCUGGUGAGCACAUUUGUAUUUUUUUACGUGGUCUCCUCCACUUUCCAAGUGUAUUUGGCUCUUCUUUGUAAGCCCAGUCAAUUGACAGUGAACAUCUCUGCAUUAUUUGCUGGCUGUUUCCCAACUCUUAGCCCCUAUCUUCUCAUGAGCUGUGACUCCAGGGUACCCAGGCUCUGCUUUGCCUGGAUAAGGAAUACAAAAUCCCCCAACAUUAUCAGAAACAUGUGCCUUGUAUUUGUUUUAUAAUACUCACUUGUUGUCCAAUAGUAUAGGCACAGUUAUUUGGUAGCCAUAUUACAAGACCCUGUACUCAUGCUUACACACAUGUGUGUAUGUAUAUAGGGUGUAAUACACACUAUUAGAUUACAUUUGUUAUCAAGCAAUCAUAGUAGGAUAAUAUAUACUUAGAAAUAUAAAAAUAUUAGUCACAAUAAUAAACUGCUUU